Symbiodinium natans is the source of this 747-nucleotide messenger RNA. The record is from the annotation of a GenBank genome assembly. NCBI's taxonomy places the organism in Eukaryota, Dinophyceae, Suessiales, Symbiodiniaceae.
AUGCUGGCUGCACUCAACCCUGGAGGCAAACCUUUGUGCUGCGACGCCACCCUGGUUUCGCCCCUGCGGCGAGACGGCAGCCCGAUUAGCGGGGCGCCGGGGCGCGAUGGCGUCGUCCUGGCGGCAGCGCGGCGGCGCAAACUAGCCCAGUACCGCGAGCUCAACCGCGGAGGGGCCCAGCGCUUGUGCGUCCUUGCGACCGAAGUCGGAGUCGGAGGGAGGUGGAGCGCGGAUUGCGAGUCCCUCCUACGACGGUUCGUCGACGGUUCGUCCGGCUGCGCGCUGCACGUGCGCCACCCGCAGUCCGCGCGGAGCCGCCGCGCAAGGCUGGGCGUCCUCGCCGUGGCCGUGCAACGCGCCGUCUGCAUCGCCGUUCUGGGAAGGUGGACGAUGCCUGCCCUCCCCGUCCCCUUGGCGGACAUCCAGGCCCGCUGCCCUGAUGCGGCACGGACCUGCGCUCAGGCCUUGGAGCAGGCCCGGGACGACACUGCACCCUGCCUCCGCAGCGCCGCGGGUGCUAGAGCAGUCCUCCAAGCCGAAGGAUGGGCUGACUGCCCUUCUUGGUCGGCACUGGCGGCUGGUGCCCGCCCGACUGCCCCGGAUGCGGACGAAGAAGCACGUGCUCGUACAUGUUUAGACAUCAUCAUGUUCCAUGACACGACAACACUGUUCCAUGACACGACACUACUUUACCAUGAUGCCGCAGCUUUGUUCCAUGACACACAGUUCUUUGAGUACCACGUGUAG